AUGGCCAACUCUAAUCUAAUUCUCUCUUCCCUCUUAGCUUUGUUCACCGUCGUUUCACAUGCAGCAUCCAACGACGUCGUUUCUACCAUUUGCCCGAAAACCAUGAACCCACCAUUUUGUGCAAGCGUGUUGAAAUCUGCAGGCACUACCGAUAUGAAAAGAUUAGCCGUAUAUACCCUCAAGCUUGCGCAUACAAAUGCGGCCAAAUGUGUGGCUCUAGCCAAGUCACUAGCGGCAACAGCCACCAAUACUCAACUUAAGCAACGAUACUCGUCUUGUUCUGAGAGCUUUGAUGAAGCUGUUGGUGACAUUGAAACUGCCCAAGAGGACUUGGCUGCUGGUGACUUUAACGCUGUCAAUAUUGCAACUUCUGGUGCUAUGACAGAGAUUGACGAUUGUCAAGAUAACUUCAAACAGCCACCAACAGACACGUCAAUGCUUUUGAAGAAUGGAAGAACUCUGAAUGAUAUAUGCAGCAUUAUCCUGGUCAUAUCGAAUCUUCUUUAG
Molecule: messenger RNA, 507 nt
Organism: Benincasa hispida (wax gourd)
Lineage: Eukaryota; Viridiplantae; Streptophyta; Magnoliopsida; Cucurbitales; Cucurbitaceae
Product: pectinesterase inhibitor-like
Biological process (GO): negative regulation of catalytic activity
Molecular function (GO): pectinesterase inhibitor activity
Source: RefSeq, a predicted model, not a curated record